AUGUUUGCAAAUGAUGAUGAAGAUGAUGAAUGGAAUAAUGAAAGUGAAGAAGAUCAACCACAAGGAUAUCAAGCUUUAUUAGAUCCUGAUGAUGAAGAAAGCAUUACAGCUGAAGAUGAGGAAAUAGGAGAUGAUCAUGAAGAGGAAGAAGAAGAAAUAGAAUCUAUUGAAGAAGAAGUACCUAUUGAUGAUGGUCAGAUAAAACCAUUUACUUGUACAUUAUGUGCCGUAUCCUUCAGUAAAUUCGAAGGAUAUCGUGAACAUUUUGUUUCCACUGAACAUCGAUACAAACGACGUGAUGAAAAGAAACGUCUUGGGGAAGGAUGCACAAUUGAAACUUCACCGGUUGAAGUAUUUGUUAAUUUAUUACUUUAUAAUAAAAUUCCAUUUGAAAGUAUUCAAAUUAAUAUUCAACCUGUUGAUUUUAGUGUCAGUGGUUCACUUGAAUAUAAUAAUAAUAAAUAUGAAUAUCAACAUGCAUCAACAUUAAAUGAUUUAUAUCAAGUUCUUGUGAAUAAAUUCAAUCAAGAUUAUGAAAAAUAUCAAUUAAAAAUGCCACCACAAAGUUUUUUUGUUGCAAGAGAUAUCUGUCGAAAAGAAGUAGAAAAUGUAUGGACUGUACCACGUUAUUGCGAUGAUACAGGAAAAUCUGAUGAACAAAUUAUUAAAGAAGUAUUAGACUUUUGUGUGUUUACAAAUGUUGAACCGGAACGUGAACGUUUAAUAGGACAUUCCAUUCAAACAUGGCGUAUGUUUCAUCGUCAAGAAACCAAACCAGGUUUUUGGUGUGAUAUGUGUAAACAAUGUUUUCGGAAACGAAAAGCAAUAAUUUGUCAUUUUGAAACAAGUGAAAAACAUGAAAAAAAUCUCAAACAUCUUCCACCAUAUCGACGAGCUGUUCAACAUAGUUUAUUUACUGGUCGUUUAUUAAAUCAAUUUAUUGAUAUAGAUAAAUUGAAUUAUUAUCGAUCACGUGUUAAUGCUUAUCGACUUCCACCAUCACAUAAAACUCUUAAAAAUGCGUAUUAUUGCACAUUUUGUAAAAAAUCAUUUGAAUCGACAUAUUCACUUGAAAAACAUCUUGCUUGGAAAAAUCAUCGUGAUAUAUUACGUAAACGUCAUCAAAAUGAUCUGGAUAAUUUAUCACGUCUUGUUACUUAUUUGAAUUUCAAUCAAUUAUCUCAUGAACAACGUAAUGGUGGUAUUCAACAGAUGGUUAAAACACCAGAUGAAUAUCGAUUAAAAUAUAAUCUUGAACCGAUGACAAUUGAAAAUCUUCAAGAAGAUAUAGUUCGUUUUGAUACACAACUUGCUCAACAAGUUAUGCAUAAUAUUCAAAAUCAACAAGGAAAUAAUAAUCGAUUCAAUCGUGGUGGCGGCGGCGGUGGAAGAGGAAGAGGACGUGGUGGUCGUGGAGGACAACCAUUUCGUGGUCAAGGAUUUCGACCACGAGGUGGUAAUUUUCAUCAACAAAAUGGUCAACAUUUCAAUCCAGGACAAUUCAAUCAGCCAAGACAUUAUCAACCUCGUCCGUUUAAUCCUAAUCAAUCCUAUCCUCAAAAUAAUUUUCAUCUACCAACAUCAUUUCGUCCACAAAAUCAAAAUUUUGUUAAUGAAUAUAAUAAACGUCCUUAUCCACAAAAUAAUAAUUAUAAUAAUAAUUAUUAUAAUCCAAGACAAUCAUGGGCAAAUAAAAGACCUCGAUUUGAUCAACCACACUCACACCCACCACCACCACAAUACCAACAACCUUCAUCAUCAAAUCGAAUUGAUUAUCGCUAUGUAGCUAAUCAAAAUACUUAUCAACAACAACAAUUUCAUUAA
Molecule: messenger RNA, 1824 nt
Organism: Adineta steineri
Lineage: Eukaryota; Metazoa; Rotifera; Eurotatoria; Adinetida; Adinetidae
Source: the annotation of a GenBank genome assembly